Molecule: messenger RNA, 894 nt
Organism: Aureococcus anophagefferens
Lineage: Eukaryota; Pelagophyceae; Pelagomonadales; Pelagomonadaceae
Gene: POLR3F
Exons: 1
Coding region: 1-894 (297 amino acids)
Biological process (GO): transcription by RNA polymerase III
Cellular component (GO): RNA polymerase III complex
Source: RefSeq, a predicted model, not a curated record
AUGGACGUCAAGGAGAAGUUCCUCGAGCUGCUCGGCGCGGCGCAGGGCGACGCGGGCGUGAGCAACGAGACGCUGCAGCGGAAGUUCCCCGGCGAGAGCUACGCCGCGCUGCUGCCCGUGAUCAACGAGCUGCUCGCCGAGAACCGGCUCGAGCUCCUCAAGGAGGAGGGCAAGCAGGACCUGACGUACCGGCUGCGCGACAAGGCGCAGGCGGAGAAGCUCAGCGAGCUCACGAACGAGCAGCUGCUCGUGCUCCAGGUCGUCGAGCGCGCGGAGAACGCGGGCGUCUGGCUCCGCGACAUCAAGAACGCGACGAGCAUGCAGCAGCAGACGCUGAACAAGGCGCUCAAGGUCCUCGAGUCGCGGAAGCUCGUCAAGACCGUCAAGUCCGUGCAGCAGAAGACGAAGAAGCUCUACAUGGCCUACGACCUCGUGCCGACGCGCGAGGUCUCCGGCGGGCCCUGGUACACGGACCAGGAGUUCGACCACGAGUUCGUCGGCGCCAUCAAGAAGAUCGUCGUCAAGUACGUCCAGUCGGUCCAGACGAGCACGCUCGACGAGAUCCACGGCGCGCUCGAGCGGUCGGGCAUCGCGACGGUGCCGCUCUCCGUGGCCGACGUCAAGCUCGUCAUCGACACGCUCCUCUGCGACUCGAAGCUCGAGGAGUUCACGGCCGUGACCGCCGCGUCCAAGGCGAGCCGCUACAAGAUCGCCAAGCCCGCCGUCGACGUCGCCUGGGUCGGCGAGGUGCCCGCGGGCUGCGUGCCCGAGGCGCCCGGCCGCCGCUACUGCGCCGACGGCCGCCACGCGCCCGCGUCCUGCCAGUACCUCCAGAAGUGGCUCGAGCAGGACGACGACGACGAGCUCGAGUGCACGGGCGUGCGGCGGUCCUAA